Molecule: messenger RNA, 3615 nt
Organism: Stomoxys calcitrans (stable fly)
Lineage: Eukaryota; Metazoa; Arthropoda; Insecta; Diptera; Muscidae
Product: myosin-VIIa
Exons: 10
Coding region: 1-3615 (1204 amino acids)
Cellular component (GO): cytoskeleton
Source: RefSeq, a predicted model, not a curated record
AUGGUCAGGAAGGGAUUGCCCUUGAAGACAACAAUUGCAGCCACACCAACAGGGGGCACCAUACGUUUGCCCAAGCCUAAGAUUCCCGAUGUUGAUGCUUCCGAAUACAGUUUUGCCAAGUUUGCUGCUACAUAUUUUCACUCUGGAGUUACGGGACAAUACAACAGAAGACCGUUGAAAAAAUCACUUCUUGAUCAUGAUCUGCCAUUGGAUGAAAUUGCGGCUCAGUCCAUUUGGAUAAUGAUACUCCGUUUUAUGGGUGACAUGGCCGAGGCCAAGUACAGCGCAGAUGAUGAAGAAGAUGUCUCGCAUGCGGAAGCUGUCAAAACAAGCGUCAUGCAACGUUUGACACAAACACUUACCCGCUCCCAGGUACAAAGCAGAGAAUUCCAAGAAGCAUUGGCUGCCAUGGGUGACCAGGAACAACAACGGCGUCUGAUACGCAAAACCUUGAAAAGAAAAACAAAUCUUCCUGAACUAUUGCGGAAGGCCAUGGACAACGCGAAUGAGGUAGACUAUUAUCACCAGGUAUUAGGUACAAGAAUGAGUAAUUUGGAAAAAUUACAUUUCAUUAUUGGUCAUGGAAUACUAAAGCCGAAUUUAAGGGAUGAAAUUUUGGCUCAAAUCUGCAAGCAAUUAACUAAGAACCCUUAUCGCACUUCAUUCGCCAAAGGCUGGAUUCUGCUAUCACUGUGCCUAGGCUGCUUUGCGCCUAGUUCAAGAUUUGAGAAUUUCUUAAGAUGCUUUUUACAGUAUGGACCAGAGUUGUAUGGUCCCUAUUGUGAGAAUCGUCUAAAUCGAACCCUAAAGAAUGGCAGCCGUACUCAGCCGCCCUCUUGGCUGGAACUGCAAUCUACACGCAACAAAUCCACUAUAACUUUGGAAAUUUGCCUGAUGGAUGGUGCGGUUAAAAAAUUACAAAUUGAUUCUGCCUCCACAGCGGGGGAAGCUGUCCAACAAUUGGCCGAAAACAUGGGUCUUCUAAACUUUUUUGGCUUUUCUUUGGUCAUAUCAAUUUAUGACAAAAUCAUGUCUUUGGGCAGUGGCGGAGAACACAUCAUGGAUGCCAUUUCCAAUUGUGAACAAUAUGCCAAGGAGAGGGGGCAAAAUGAACGCAAAGCUGUUUGGAAGCUUUAUUUACGCAAGGAAAUUUUCAGCGCCUGGUUUGAUCCUAGACAAGAUCAAUUGGCAGCUCGUUUAGUUUAUAAACAGAUAUGCAGAGGUCUGAACUAUGGAGAGUAUACUUGCCGCAACGAAACGGAUGUGGCCAUGAUAUGUGCUUUGCAGUAUUAUGCCGAAUAUGGCGAAGAUAUGAGAGAUGAGACUCUAUUCGAAUUUAUUCCCCAAAGUGUACCCAAUAAUCUACUUUCUACUGGCGAAAACACAAUCCAAUCCUGGGCAAAAUUGAUACGGGAAACUUAUCAGAAAAACGAUUAUGUAAAGCAGCGAGCUCCCAGACAAACAGCCAUCGAGGAUAUUUGCAUUUAUGCCCAUCUUACUUGGCCCAUGCUUUUCUCACGUUUUUAUGAAGCUGUGCGAACAAGUGGUCCCAAGCUACUAACAGAUCAAAUUGUGAUUGCUGUCAACUCAAAUGCCGUCUAUUUCGUUGAUGAAACCGAACAGAUAUUAGCCGAAUUGUCCUAUGUUGAAAUUACGAAGGUACUGAGACAAAGCGAAGAAAGUAAUCCCAUUGACACUUUACAAAUAGAGACUGUCCAAAAGGAAGAUUUCACUUUCAAGUGCUACGAAGCCAAAGAUGUGGAAGAGUUAAUCUCGUAUAUGAUAAGCAAUCUAAAGCAAAGGUCGCGCUACUGUAUAGCUCUAGACGAUGUUAAUGUUUCAGAAGUAUCGGCAGCAAGCAAUGGGUGUCUCAAACUGAAAAGGGGUGAUCUCAUUGAACUGAGCGAAGGAGUCACGGGUUCUCAAAUCAUGGAAAAUAGUGAAGAUUUCUUUACCGGAAGCUGCAAUAAUGCGGUUGGAGAAUUUUCUCCAAAAGCUGUUACAGUUUUGGCUUGUCUUACUAAACCUUCGGAGAAGAUUUUAAAAAUUUACCAAGACAUGGUGCAUAGUGUCCCCAAGAAACCAGAUCGUUCGAAAUACAACACUUUGCAGCGCAAGAAAAUGCACAACCUGAGUAAAUUCGCUCAGGAUCAUUUCCGCUCAAAUUUAAGUGCUCGAAGAGGUUCAUCUUCAGUAGGCUUGCAUUCUAUACGUUCGGAUGCGGAUGAGUUAUGGCGCCAUUCUCGUAAUUUGCUUAAGGCUCCGCUUCUCAAACAGUUGCAGCAAGACUAUGAAUUGUUCGAAUUGGCAGUCUCAAUGUUUCAGAAUAUCUUAAAAUAUAUGGGAGACAUACCGGGUGGCAAACAACAAUUCAAUACCGAUUUAAUUUUUAAACCUGCCCUGCAACAUGCUCUAUUACGUGAUGAACUUUACUGUCAGCUUAUGAAGCAGCUUACAGAUAAUUCUGGAAACUAUAGCGAAGAACGAGGCUGGGAUCUUAUGUACCUUGCUGCUGGUGUGACCUUCCCUUCAACAAUCGUACUGAAAGAACUGGUGGAGUUUUUGCGUACAAGAACUCAUGUCCUGGCUGCGGAAUCUCUAAAACGGGUAAAGCGUACUCUAAACAAUGGUCAAAGAAGGCAACCGCCUUAUGUAAUCGAAGUAGAGGGUAUACAACAUCGUUUUAUGCACAUCUACCACAAGAUUUAUUUCCCCGAUGGAACUGUGGAGGCCUUUGAAAUUGAGUCUUUUACUCGAGGACAGGAUCUCUCUCAAGCCAUUGCCUUGCGUUUGAAACUGAAAAGUCUGGAGGGUAUGAGUUUAUUUGUUAAAAUUGGCGAUAGAGUAUUUUCCAUACCGGAACACGAAUUCAUUUUCGACUUCAUAACCGACUUGAUGCAAUGGAUAAAGCAAAAUGUUCCAUCACGUUCGGCUGAUGUGCAUUUAAGCAGCCCCUAUCUUCUGUAUUUCAUGAGAAAACUAUGGCUUAGUUCUACAAUGGGCAAAGAUCGUAACGCCGAUAUAAUUUUCCACUAUCCCCAGGAAGUGCCUAAGUAUUUAGCUGGAUACUAUAAAAUCUCAAAAGAAUCGGCCUUAACACUGGCCGCUUUAAUUUACCGCGUUGAAUAUGGCGAAAAUCUGCUCCCACUUCAGAGACCACAUGAAUGCUUGGCACAACUUUUACCCGAAGAACAGAUACGAGCAAAAAAAUCUCAAGAAUGGAAAACUCAAAUUGCAACACAAGUCAAAGAUCUGGUGGUCAGUGGCAUUGAUGAGGCCAAAGCCCAACAAAAAUUGUUGACAAUACUGGCCGAACAGGAGAUGUUUGGUUCUACUUUCUUUGUGGUCACUCAAUCCAAUGAUGAUAGCCUGCCACAAACCAUACUUCUAGCCAUUAACCGCAAGGGAUUUCAUGUAAUAGAUCCAAUAACUAAGGACACUUUGCUAUCCUAUGGUUAUGGUGAUUUGAGUUUCUGGAGUUCCGGCAACACUUACUUCCACAUACGUUUCGGCAAUAUGAUUGGUGCCUCUAAGCUGCUAUGUUCCACAACACUGGGAUAUAAAAUUGAUGAUUUACUUUCCUCUUAUAUCAAAUAUUUUAAUGAAAAUCGUUAG